Molecule: messenger RNA, 2559 nt
Organism: Racocetra persica
Lineage: Eukaryota; Fungi; Glomeromycota; Glomeromycetes; Diversisporales; Gigasporaceae
Source: the annotation of a GenBank genome assembly
AUGUACAUUCAUAAUCCGUAUGAAGUACCUAAUUAUGAUGCAGAGUCAUGUAUGAUAGCACUUGGCAGGAAAUCCAAGAAGCCGUCACCUGAACAAGAAAAAGGGAUAACAAAUAUAGAAAAUGAUAGGCUUAUACAAACUAAGCUGUCACCAUUGCAACGUGCAUACACAAUAGAAAGCAAAGUAUAUGUAUUGCACAUAGGAUCAAAAUCUUACAAAGAUUUAAAACUGGUAUCAGAAAAAGAACAAAGGAAACAAAUUAAAGAUAAUUUGGAAGCUAUAUUGAGUCAAACCAAAAAUACUGACAUUAUGAUCUUACUAGAAAACUCAGCAGCUAACAAAUGUCAUGGAGCACAGAUAGAAGAUUUCUUAAAAAUUAAGAGAAGUAUAGACAAAACUUUAUCAACUAAAGUGGUAAAAUAUGAAAGCCCAAACCAACCACUAAAAGAACACAAAAUAAAACGUGUAAAGCUAUACUUUGACACACAAUACUAUUUUGCAGCAGGAAGCAGAAGAUAUCCAGAUGACUACAAACAAGUCAUGGAUAAAAAAAUUAAACAAAAAGAUGGAUCCGUGAAGAAAAUAAAAGCAACAAUAUUUGGUUUUGAACAAGAUGUUUAUGCGCCAUUAUUACAAGGACAGUUAUCUCAAGAGAUAUUAAAAAUGCUAGCAACGCAUCCUAAAAUGAAAGCAAUGAUAUUAAAAACACUAGGAAAAACUGAAGAACAAAAACAAGAGCAAAUAUUUCAAUGCUUAUAUCUUGAAGGACAAGAAAGAUAUCAAGACUCUCGGAAGCAAGAAACAAUAGAAAGAAUGAGGAGAAAACAAAUAGAACAAAUGUUAUUUAAAACUAACGAAGCAUUGCUCAAGCAUCAGAAGUUACCCUUUGCAACUUCAAGCAAAAACCCUCCACUAAUACCAAAAACAUUUGGAGGAUAUGUAAAUCAACUUAGCUUUAAUAUCAAGAAGUUAAAAAAGUUGCAAGAACAAGAAGAAGACAAGAAUGUGGCUAAGAUGCUAACAAAUCUCGUAGACCAUAUAGCAACAAUGAAUUCUAACUUCCAAAAGUAUAAAGAAAUAAGUGAUCAAGAAGCAAAAACCUAUCUUGACAAUAUGAAAGAUAUAGAGGCACUACCAAAGAGAUUAAAAGAAAAGAAACUACAUGAAACAUACCAAGAAAAAUUAUUUGAAAUAACACAAUGGUAUGACAAACAAAAUGAAGAAACUCAAAGAAUAUAUACAAGAGACCUGGAUGAAACAACACAAGCUAAAUUAACAGCAAUAGGCAACACUUCUUUAAAUGACAAAGAAAGGAAAAGAGCUAACGAAAGGUGGCAAGAAAAUGCCAAAAUAGAAAUAUCAACUAAUCAGAAAAAGAGAGUACACAUGCCAACACAUGUAGCUAUACAAGAACAGGCAACUAUGAUAGAACCACCAGUAUUGCCUCUAUCUAUAGAAUCAGCAUAUGACCCACAAACAGGUAACUCAAGUAGUAGCUCCAGCUCCACAAAAAGUGCAGAACAAUCUAUAUCUAAAGCCAAUAUAGGAACUACCCCACCAAUGAAACCAAGAGGGAAACCAACAAAAAAUAAGCAAGUUGCUAUGAAAAAUGAAGGACCUAAUUAUUGCCUUAAUUGUAACGAGUAUAAAACAUCACCAAACCAUAACUGCAAAGUAACUGCCAAAGGAUUUGAUUGGUUCAGUGAUGCUGAAAGAGAAAGUCCUAAACCAAGAAUUUCUAAAAAUUGUUGUAACAAUUGUAGAUACGAAAAAGAACCUAACCAUGAUUGUAAGAAUCACCUAUUUAAUCCAAGUCAGAAGAGAAGAUUUACCGAAGAUAAAAGGUCAUCUGCAGCAAAAUCUACCAACCAUAUAAGAAAAGAAGAUUGUAUCGAGAUCAAGCUUCUUAAGCAACAACAAGUGAAAGACUGCAAAUGUAAUCCAACUAAAAUACAACUAAAAAUCCAAGAAUAUUUUGCAGAAAAUAAAAGAAAGUAUAAUAAUAGGAAUACUUAUUAUUGUUGUAAAUGCCUUAAGAUUUGUGGCUACACCGAACUUUACCUUUUAAGUAAAGUAUCACUCUAUAUACAACAUAAGACAAAUAUUAAAUACUUUGAUAACAUUUUAGUAUGUAAGAAUUGUCACUUAAGCUACUAUGAGCAACAAUUUUCUGUUGACUACAACUAUAAGGAAGCAACUGCUUUCUUUGAUAAGCAAGAGAAAUUAACAGAAUGUCGCUUUUGUUGUAAGCCUGUGAUAACUCAAAAAGCAUACUAUCUACCGCAAACUAGUUACUUCUUUUGUAAUGAUGAAGAGCUAAUAGCUCAUAUGGUAGCAACCGAAUUAGCAAGAAAUCCUAAUUAUGACAGACUUAUUAGGAUAAGACAUCGAACUAGAAGACCACCUAGAUACUCUGGAUACAUCAUAAAUAAAUCAAUGAUCAAACGAUUAGUUCAAGCUUACCAAGUAUCACAAGAUAUUGAACCAACUAACAGAACAAUGUACUAUAAGGAUUACAUAAAUGCUCAUCUGAUAGCAUUAUAUGUAGAUGAUAUCUGA